UUCCGAAACAACGGAUUCUGUUGAGACCGUUGGUGUUCUUGAAUGGCUUUCUAUUAGAUGCUCCAAGGGUCUUAGUAACCGACCAAUAAACUUCUCUGAGCAUCGCGUACUUCAGCAAAAGGACUUGCUGUUGAUUCCAGUAGCAUGAAUUUCUCUGAGGUCCUCAAGCAGUCCAAUCAACUGUGCAAAGUUUCUCCAGAUGGAAAAUAUUUGGCCACCUGUGUUCAGUACCGCCUGGUUGUCCGUGAUAUCAACACACUUCAGAUCGUGCACCUGUAUACAUGCCUGGAUCAAGUGAUGCACAUGGAGUGGUCUUCUGACUCUCUCUUCAUCCUUUGUGCCAUGUAUAAGAGAGGACUUGUGCAGGUGUGGUCUCUAGAACAGCCAGACUGGCAUUGUAAGAUAGACGAGGGUUCGAUUGGAUUAGUUUCAUCACGCUGGAGUCCUGACGGACGUCACAUACUCAACACUACUGAGUUCCAUUUAAGAGUAACCGUCUGGUCCCUCUGCACAAAAUCUGUAUCCUACAUCAAGUAUCCUAAAGCCUGCCAGAAAGGGAUGGACUUCACUGCAGAUGGUCAUUAUAUGGCACUGGCGGAGCGUCGGGAAUGCAAAGAUUACGUCAGUGUGUUUGUGUGUGAUGACUGGCAUCUUCUCAGACAUUUUGAGAGUGAAACUCAAGAUCUGGCUGGGCUGGAGUGGUCUCCGAAUUGCUGUGUGCUUGCGGUGUGGGAUAGCUGUCUUGAGUAUAAAAUUCUAUUAUAUUCUCUGGAUGGUCGCCUGUUGUCCUUCUACAGUGCUCAUGAGUGGUCUCUAGGCAUCAAGUCUGUUGCUUGGACUCCCAGCAGCCAGUUCCUGGCAAUUGGCAGUUAUGACGAAAAGGUUCGGAUCCUGAAUCAUAUCACCUGGAAGAAGAUCACAGAGUUUGAACAUCCAUCCAUCAUCAGCAACUCCAAAGCUGUGGUAUUUAAGGAAAUGGAGAAAAGAGCUGUUGUGGGUAAUGAGGAUCUUUCUAUUCAUCAGUUGACUGUGGGUAACUCACUCUUCAGCACUCAGAGCAAAUAUGAAAUCACACAAAUGCCAGCCCAAGUAUCUGUGGUCAAGCCGGAUCCAGAUCGUGCCAACCCAAAAAUCGGCAUCUCUGCUUUGGCUUUCAGUGCAGAUAAUCGCUACCUUGCUACAAAGAAUGAUAACAUGCCUCAGAGUGUGUGGGUGUGGGACAUGCAGAGACUCGGUCUGCUGGCAGUGCUGGAACACACGGCUCCUGUGCGCUGCUUUGUCUGGGACCCACGCAGACCUCGACUGGCCCUCUGCACCGGAAACUCCAAAGUGUAUCUGUGGUCACCAGCUGGCUGUGUGUCUGUCAAUGUUCCAGUGGAAGGGAGUUUUCAGGUGCAGUCUCUGUUCUGGCACUGCAGUAGCAGCUUGCUCAUCCUGCUCUCGAAAGAGCAUCUCUGUCUGUGUUACAUGGACACAGAGGAGACAUAGACCAAAGCACUUGUUCAGCACUCCCAAUAGAUUUCACAGGAUAGGGCCAGUUUCUGCUGAUCAUCUGCUUCCACGGGAGCAGGAGAGAUUUGUAUGAGAUCUGGUUUCCAAAGAACACUAGGAAAUACACUGUGCCUGCAAAAGUACCUCAACACUUGUGAUAUGAUUUUGUAGAGUUCAGGAAGGAUUUUUACAGCAUUGCUUCAGCUUAAUUAAUUUGGAAAAAACAAUGACAUGAAACGUUAAAUAAUAAAUCCUAAUAAUGGCAACUGUCAAUACCACUCAUGCUACAAGGUGUCACUUUCUAGACUGUUAGGCAAUAAAAUGUGGCACAUUCUGUGAUUGUCCACCUAGGGUAGUUCUGUAUCUCCUGGUAAAAUCAAUCUUGCGCUGUUCCUGCUUUGUUCUCAUGCAGAGCACUACCUAGGAGAGAGGUUUAUGAAAUAUGUAUUAUUCCUCAGCAGCAGUUCAAAUGAACUGACUGACGCAUUUACUCAGAUCUGUCUUGGUGGCCUUAGAGAACAUAAAGAUUUUACACACGCUUCAUGAAGGACCAAACAUUUAAUUCGAAAUGCAUCAAAUGUAUGUGACUUGAGAUUUAGAGUGAUUUUGUAGCUGUAUUAUUAAAAAUGAAUGUCAGUUGUGAAUGUGAAGCUUUUUGCUUCAUGAGGAUAAUGUCUGUGUUGUUUUGAAUGUGUGUAUUUAUAUUACCAGGUUUACUUGUGUACAAAUAUGUUUGGAAUCUAGGUUUAUUUGUAUUUUUAUUUUUUUUUUUAAAUAAAAUUACAGCUAUUUGUAUUAAAGUUUUCUAUAUUGAUGUUUCCCUGUAUUUAUACUUUUUAUUUUAUAGAGCUUAUAGGCAAUGAAUUUAACAAAA
Molecule: messenger RNA, 2365 nt
Organism: Xyrauchen texanus (razorback sucker)
Lineage: Eukaryota; Metazoa; Chordata; Actinopteri; Cypriniformes; Catostomidae
Gene: wrap73
Product: WD repeat containing, antisense to TP73
Exons: 13
Coding region: 145-1488 (447 amino acids)
Biological process (GO): mitotic sister chromatid segregation; protein localization to mitotic spindle pole body; microtubule anchoring at mitotic spindle pole body
Cellular component (GO): mitotic spindle; MWP complex; microtubule organizing center
Molecular function (GO): protein binding
Source: RefSeq, a predicted model, not a curated record